Zonotrichia albicollis (white-throated sparrow) is the source of this 1099-nucleotide messenger RNA. It is a transcript of the gene MOGAT2, whose product is annotated as monoacylglycerol O-acyltransferase 2. Lineage: Eukaryota; Metazoa; Chordata; Aves; Passeriformes; Passerellidae. Gene Ontology annotation, molecular function: 2-acylglycerol O-acyltransferase activity; diacylglycerol O-acyltransferase activity. Gene Ontology annotation, biological process: triglyceride biosynthetic process; diacylglycerol biosynthetic process. Gene Ontology annotation, cellular component: endoplasmic reticulum membrane. The record is from RefSeq and is a predicted model, not a curated record.
CGUGCAUGCAGAGGCCAAGAUGAAAAUUGAGUUUGCUCCGCGAUCUGUGCCGCUUCAGAGAAGGCUUCAGACAGCAGCAGUGGCUCAAUGGGUCUGCAGCUUCCUGGGUCUAGCGCAGUGCUGUGCUGCCAUCUUCAUCGCCCUCCUCUUCACUCGUUUUUGGCUGAUCAGUGCCCUCUAUGCUGCAUGGUGGUUCAUAGACAGGGAGAAGCCCAGCAAGGGCGGGCGGCGGAUCCACGUCUUCCGGAACUGCGCCGUUUGGAGGUACAUGAGGGACUAUUUCCCCGUCACGUUGGUGAAGACAGCAGAGCUGGACCCCCGGCAGAACUACCUGGUGGGAUUUCAUCCCCACGGAGUGCUGGCAACUGGAGCCUUCAUCAAUUUCUGCACAGAGGCAUCCGGCUUUUCCACACUCUUCCCAGGCAUCACCCCCCACCUGAUGUUGCUUUCCCUGUGGUUUCGCUUCCCGUUCUUCAGGGACUAUGUGAUGAGUGGAGGCCUCAUCCCUUCUGACAAGGAGAGUGCAUCCUACGUGCUGCAGAAGCCAGGGGGUGGGAACUUGCUGGCCAUCAUUGUUGGUGGGGCCCAGGAGGCUCUGGAUGCCCGUCCAGGAUCCUUCACCUUGCUGCUGAAGAACAGGAAGGGAUUUGUGCGCCUGGCCAUCCAGAAUGGCACCCCCCUGAUCCCUGCCUUUUCCUUUGGGGAGAAUGAUGUCUUUGAUCAGGUGAAGAAUCCCCAGGGCUCCUGGCUGCGGAGGAUUCAGCAUUUUCUCCAGCAGAUCAUGGGCAUCUCCCUUCCCCUCUUCCAUGCACGAGGCAUCUUCCAGUACAGCUUUGGGGUGAUUCCCUACCGGCGGCCCAUCUGCACUGUGGUUGGGAAGCCAAUUCCAGUGCAGAAGAAGCACAAACCCUCUGAUGAAGAAGUUGAUCAACUCCAUGAAAAAUACCUAAAAGAGUUGUCCGAGCUCUUUGAGAAGCACAAAGCUAAAUACAAUGUCCCAGAAGACAGCCACCUGGAAUUUAUAUAAGGUGCCUUAAGCAAGGUGAAACCAUGGAGACCAAGCUCCAAGUUUCCUCCUUCUCUGGAACUACUUCACAAC